This is a messenger RNA of Frankliniella occidentalis (western flower thrips), 3733 nucleotides long. RefSeq lists its product as uncharacterized. The record is from RefSeq and is a predicted model, not a curated record. The transcript has 6 exons. Lineage: Eukaryota; Metazoa; Arthropoda; Insecta; Thysanoptera; Thripidae. The coding region runs from base 291 to 1967 and encodes 558 amino acids. Gene Ontology annotation, biological process: protein ubiquitination. Gene Ontology annotation, molecular function: ubiquitin protein ligase activity.
CAACUUGCACGCGCCAUCGUCAUGGUUGUGUUCCGAGCUCCGCGCAGGCAGAUCAAGUGGACCUGUCGGUGAGCCGCACGAUAACGUAGAGGUUAGGACGCGCUGCCGGUACCUCACUCGGUACAAGUUCUGGAAAUAUAGUACCUCAGGAGGGGAGUGACGUCACUGCCACACAGCUGUGCUCGUGCCGCCCUGCCGCCCCACCGCGGCUCUACUCCGCGCUUCGGCGACACUCCCGUUCCCAGCCGCGGCGCGCAUCGCUCCUCGUGCGGCUAGUGCGUUGCCUGGCCAUGGAGUGCGACUGCGAUAUGUCCGCGGAGGCCUUCGACGGCACCAAGCAGCCACCCAAGGUCCUACCGUGCGGGCACACGGCCUGCCUGCAGUGCCUGAGGCGGCUGCCCGGCAGGAGCUGCCCGACCUGCCGCCGGGACUUCAACGGCCCGCUGGAGGGACUCCCCACUAACUUUUCACUACUGAAGUUGAUGGAAGGAAUGAAACUGGACAGUACUCCCUGCGCCUGGUGCUCGGACUGCCGCGCCGCCGCCAGGCCCCGCUGCUGGGAGCAGGCCCACGACGUCCUGCCCGUCAGGAGAGCCCUGAAGCACCACCUGCAGGGCGCGCUGCAGCAGGCCACCGAGCAGCUCCAGGGCCUUCAGGACCGGUGUCAGGACGUGCAGGCCCUGGCCGCCCUCAUCCUGCUCACCGGCGAGUCCUGGGACGUGUCGUUGCGGGGCGGGGACCGCGAGCUGAUGGGCACCCUGUGCAACACCGAGGAGCCCCUCAGCAAGGCCCUGUGGCUCCUGCUGGCGGCGAGGGCCGGGCUCACCGAGGACCGAGCUGCAGCACGGAAUCCACCACCUGCAGCUGCACCGACUACAGCUGCACCGACUACAGCUGCACCACCUGCAGCAGCGCCACCUGCUGAUGCACCGACUGCAGCUGCACCACCAGCUGCUGCAUCACUUGCAGCUGCACCACCUAUUGCUGCACCACCUGCAGCUCCAGAUUCACCACCCGCAGCUGUACCACCUGCAGCUGCACCACCCGCAGUUGCACCACCUGCAGGUGCAACCCCUGCAGCCCGACUCACUCGUGUCUCACCACCUGCCGUGGUGCGGCCCACGCGGGUGAUGAAUGUGCGGAAUAUCAGCCAGAGUGGACCCGACGACACGCAGAAGGUUGCCGCCCUCCGUUUCGUCGAAAAUGUGACGCGGCUGUCUCACGUGUACUGCGACAAGGACCCCGCAUGGAGCCUUCAUCUGCUGUGGCGCGCUGCGCCCACGGUGUUGGAUUUGGGUGUGAUGUACCCCCGCGAGGCCCACCUGCUCGCGGUGCACGCCAUGCCGCGGCUCAGGAGGCUGUACGUGUUUUCUGGUGACGCCCUGGACGCGCAGCCCCCCGUGCUGCCCGCGCUCCCUCCUGGACGCCGCGGCCUGCAGUUGCUCAAGGUGUUGGGCCUUCCACGCGCCACGACACUCUCCCUGCUGCAGGCGCACGGCGAGUCGCUGGAGGACCUGCAGCUGGAGGUGGGCACUGGCACGGACACGGACAGUGUGUGGCGAGAAAGCUGCGGCAGCCUGCACUCGCAGCUGGAGCAGUGCGGCCUGCGGGUGCUGCGGAGGCUCGUGCUGGUGAGGUCAGGGCUGCAUGCGCACUCGGCACUCGCGUGUGUGGGGCAGCGCGCCCAGGUGCGGGGGGUGCUGCCCGGGGUCGAGGUGCUAUGCAGCAGGUGUAGCUAUGCGAAGGCGGGUCAAAAGGUAUUCAAUUUCGGAGGGAUGAGCAAAAGCACUGCAUCGACCUGCUGUGAGGAUGACGCGGAUUCAGAGGAAAGGAUACUGAAAAAUUUAAUGAAUUACCACUUAAAUGGACCAAAAAGUGUAAAUCUAAAUAAUCUACGCCGCUUGGGUCGCCAGAUUGCAUUUCUAAACAUGAGAGAGCUACAGCCUACAGCACAGCCCUCCUCUUAAAUUUGUAUCAUCUGCUUUCAAGAUCGAUUCUUGAUUGAGAUUUUAAAAACUGCUGAUUGCAAAGUUACCGGGUAUCUCACCUCGCCUCAGCGCCGGCCGGGAGCGCCUGCGGAGUCCUGGAUAGGCAGCCCAGCGGGGCGGCCGUGUGCGGCGGGAGUGCCUACACGCCUACCCGCCGGCGCCGGGCGGCGCGGCGGGGCAGCGCUACUUCCCACUGUACCGGGUGUUGCAGAAAAGACACAGGUGCGGGCGGGUUUGCCUACCCUCGACUCGGCGGGCGCACGGGUCCCCUCCUCACCUCUCCCCAGACCUGGACCCGUGCGCCCACCGAGUCGAGGAUAGGCAAACCCGCCCGCACCUGUGUCUUUUCUGCAACACCCGGUACUUCAGGUUCGUCAGGCACGCCUUCAGGCACGCCAGGGUGAUCCUAGAGUCCCAUAUAGGACUCUAGGUGAUCCGACCCGACAUACCGAAAGAAUUUGGUUUGUUCGGGGAUUCGGCUUAGUGUCUUGUACCAGACAGGAAUCCGAGUCCGCAACUCGUCCACGUCCACACGUGCUUUUGCUGCUUUCCCUUAUAUUGAUUGUGGUUCUGUUCUUUUCACAGACAUGUCUGAAUGUAACAAUAGCAAAUUGCAAAGACUGCAAAAUGACUGUAUAAGAUUUAUCAGUGGAGUUAAAAUUUAUGAACAUAUUAUGCCGAUUUACAUUGAGCUGCGCAUACUAAAAGUUGUUAAAAGGCGUGAAUACCACACUGCCCUAUGAAUUUGGAAAACUAUCACCACAAGAACCCCGUCCUACAUGUUCCAGCAAUUCAAUUUCACUGCCUCCAAAUGGCAAAAUACAAUAAGUCCUUCACAGUACAAGCUGCCAAGUUAUGGAACAGACUAAAAUUUGAAUCACGAGUUUAUACCAUGUUUUAAUAUAGGAGUUUUGCUACAUUAUGUAAAAAAAAAAAAAAAAAACCUUGAUUAAUAGACCACCUUUUAAUUUUUGAAGAAUGAAUGAAAUUAUUUUGACUAGGCCUAUAUGUGGUUCACAUUUGUGUUCCUUAAAAGAUACAUUGGUAUUUGGUAAAUUUCAGUGACGCACCAUUUGUGACUUAACAUCAAAACCCCUUGGGAUUUGCAGUAAAAUUGGGCUUAGGCACAGUCUUGUAAAGAUUCUAUGAAAUGUUUUGAAUAAGAACAAGAAAAUUUGUCAGGAAAAAAGACUAUUCUACGAAGUAACCACAUCAUUUCAUUUCAUUAGUAAAAUCUGCAACAAUUCUGUUCACUACCUUUCCUCCCCUGGCCUAUCACAACUGCAUAAAGCUCAAACUAAAAUACCCGCAUUGACAUGACAUAAAGUCAUGGGAAUGACUAUUACAGAUUUAAAUGAUUAGUAGAAUAUUAUAAUAUCGGUAUGAAUUUGAGCUUGAGUAGUACGUGCAAUAUUCACAAAUAAAGCGGAAAAAAGCAUUGUCCAUUUCAUUUUUUGAUUAGAUAGAUGCAAGAGCAGUAGUUGUACAAAUUCAUUUAUUUACACCAGAAAAUCCAAAUUGGGAUUUAUGGAAAAGAGAAAUGAUUAAGCUAAAUCAGAUAUUUAUGUCACAGUACUGUUCAAAGAAUAAUAACAUUAAUCACAGGUUCACAUGUCUCCUUAAUUAAUAACUAUGUUGGACAGUCAUAGAUGUUAAUAGAGCGGUCUUCUGAACAUGACACAAUUUUGUUACCUUCAGGGUUGUACUUGACUCCCCAGACCUGCAAUAAUAAAGAUACAUAUGAA